AUGAGAAAGAUAGAAGUGACUCCGGUAAAGGAACGGUAUACCGGAGGCCGCGCUGAUGCGAGUGAAGAAGCGCCGUCAGUGCGACUCGAGAGAGUGUGUGCUCACAUGUGUGUGUGUGUAACAAUCAAAUUUCCAUAAUGAGUUUAUGAGAGGAGAAGAAAUAUUGGGAGAAAAGUUAAUUAUGGACACGAGUCCAAAUCGUAUUUGGCCGCGGCCCAGAGCAAGGCGGACUUGUCUGAGGAGUCGACGGUUCAGACCGGAGCCAUUGUUGGCCCGGGUUUCUCGAGCUUCCGACAGUCUUACCUGGGAGAUGGUCGACGAGUUGGAGCUCAAACCGUCGCUCAUGGUGCCUGGCGAGGAAGCUGGCAAAUGCAUGAAUGCGCGACCAGACGCCGUCUGGCUACAGUAGCUGGGCGGACCCUCUGCAGCCCGCUCGUUCUCUCGGCAGGUGGCUCAACGCUCCGCCUUCUCAACCGCUGCCCCAAGGGCUCGCGACGUGCUUGAUUGGCCGCUUCAGGCAGCACAGCACCCACAAAUUCGAUUACAAUUUUUCAUCGACGUGUGUGUGA
Messenger RNA from Caenorhabditis auriculariae, 569 nucleotides. The record is from the annotation of a GenBank genome assembly. NCBI's taxonomy places the organism in Eukaryota, Metazoa, Nematoda, Chromadorea, Rhabditida, Rhabditidae.